AUGACGUUUCUGGACGAUGCAGGCGCGCUGUACCAGCUGGGAUUGGAGGACACGGAGACGGCGCGCACGCUGCAGCAGCAAGGAAGAACCGAUGAAUCCGAGCGCAUGCACAGGGAGCCGCAGAAAGUGGAUAUGUCGUCGCUGGGAGAUGUGAAGUUUACGAAAUUGCGAUGUUCGUUUACGGAGUCGUACGGCAUUACGGACGAUGGAGAUGUGUACAAGUGGAAUUGGAUUAGUCCGCCCAUAAAAGUGAAAGUUUUGGAGGAUAUCAAGGUGGAAGACCUGGCAUUUGGCUGGAAACAUACCAUUGUCCUAGGAACUCCACGAUAAAAGGAAAUGACCGGAGGAUGCAAUGCUAGUGAUAGCAUGAGUUGGAGUGAGGGUGAACUGUGUUGAAAGCUUUCUUUUAUU
Messenger RNA from Blastocystis hominis, 411 nucleotides. RefSeq lists its product as hypothetical. NCBI's taxonomy places the organism in Eukaryota, Bigyra, Opalinata, Blastocystidae. The coding region runs from base 1 to 330 and encodes 109 amino acids. The record is from RefSeq and is a predicted model, not a curated record. The transcript is spliced from 2 exons.